Thalassophryne amazonica is the source of this 3134-nucleotide messenger RNA. It is a transcript of the gene gpr1, whose product is annotated as G protein-coupled receptor 1. The transcript has 3 exons. The record is from RefSeq and is a predicted model, not a curated record. Gene Ontology annotation, cellular component: plasma membrane. NCBI's taxonomy places the organism in Eukaryota, Metazoa, Chordata, Actinopteri, Batrachoidiformes, Batrachoididae. Gene Ontology annotation, biological process: phospholipase C-activating G protein-coupled receptor signaling pathway; complement receptor mediated signaling pathway; positive regulation of cytosolic calcium ion concentration. Gene Ontology annotation, molecular function: complement receptor activity; G protein-coupled receptor activity. The coding region runs from base 574 to 1707 and encodes 377 amino acids.
AAAAUAUUUUAUUAUUGAGUAAUCAUUGGCAGCUGUCUUUUAAAUGAGUUUUGGGAGUUAGUAAUUGAUUAAUUUCUCUAAAGAAAUGGGGGAGGGGGGAUGUCACAAUCUAUUUUUGUUGGCAUAAGAAUCUUUUGGCAUUUUAAAUUAGAUUUUCUAUUAACCCGAUAGUGAAGAAAAAAAACCCCAAACAUUACAUUUCUAGCAAGUCUGUGUGGUGCCAAAACCUUUGCACAGUGCUGUAUUCAAUUACAUGUCCAGACUAUUGGAGUAAAAAUUUCCAUUAUUUGCAUGAGACUGUCUGAAAUCCUAUUCUCAUUCUUUGAAUAUUUUAAGAGUCACACUCAUUAUAUUGUGCUAUUUAAAUUUUUAAGGAUUAUCAAAAUCCCAUUAUGAAGACUAGAUACAGAGCCAUGAAACUGACUAUAAUUUAAAUUCACAUUCGGUGCUGACUGUGAAUUCAUGGUCAUUUUAAUCUCACAUGAGAAUAACGAACAGUGGAAUGGCCCUGGGCCUCAGACUUGUUUUGAUAAUGAAACUUCUACCGCAGCAAAAAUGUAACUUUUUACCCAAAUGCCCUUCGGAUGUGGUCUGAGGCCCAAACAAGGUUACGACUGUGCAACAAUGGGCGGAGUCGAUCAGGACUAUGGAAACUACACCUAUGAGUACUACCUGGAGUAUGGAGACUUAGAAGAUCUUAAAGUGGACCACAGGCAGACAGAAACAACGCACAUCAUAUCAGUAGUUAUUUAUAUAAUUUCCAUUGUUCUCGGUCUCAUCGGUAAUGGAACCGUCAUUUGGGUGACAGCGUUUAAAUGCAAAAAGACCGUCAACAGUGUCUGGUUGCUGAAUCUGGCGAUAGCGGACUUUGUUUUUGUGCUGUUUCUGCCCUUCUACAUCGACUACAUAUUGCGGGACUUCCACUGGAACUUUGGCAUACAAAUGUGUAAAGUCAACUCAUUCGUGUCUGUGAUGAACAUGUAUGCGAGCGUGCUGUUUCUCACGGUGCUCAGCAUAGACCGAUACAUCUCGCUAGUCCACCUCAACUGGUCUCAGAGGUAUCGAACCAUAGAGAGAGCCUGGGUGGUAUGCAGUUGCGUGUGGGUCGUGGCGGCAGCCUUGAGCUGUCCUGUGCUGAUAUUUCGUGACACCAUGCGCUUGCGUGACAAGGUGGUGUGCUUCAAUAACUUCCACUCGCACGACAGCCAAACGGCAGCCAUGAGGCAUGUUGUAACCGUGGUGAUCCGCACCACAGUGGGCUUCCUCUUGCCGUUUAGCGCCAUAUUUGUGACGGGAAUCCUUCUGACAAUCAAAGCAAAAAGCUCCCAGGAUUCAGUUCACAUGUCAAGCUUCUCCAAAACGGUUUCGGCCGUAAUUCUGGCAUUCUUUUUCUGCUGGGCGCCUUUUCAUAUUUUCAGCUUGAUGGAGCUGACCAUCCAUUCCUCAGCCCACCUCCACAACGUGCUGAAAACAGGGUUCCCCCUCGCCACCAGUUUAGGCUUUUUUAACAGCUGUAUUAACCCUCUGCUGUACAUGCUCCUGGGUAAAAAGGUUCGCCACAUCCUGAAGCAUGCAUGUAUGAGCAUCACGAAGCACUCACUUAGAGAACUCAGCCAGUCAAUCUCUGCAACAGAGCUGGAAUCUGUGCCAGAUGUUCUCCAGAUUGGUGUUCCAGAGGACAAGGCUGAGUCAUCAACUCAAGUGUGACUGCGGCCAUCUUCAGACAUGUUUGUGUAACUGUCUGUGAAAAACAGCAGCAUCACUCCAACGGCAUUGGCCAAUGAUUUGAGGGAUUAUCGUCGCUGUUCUUUCCAGCAGCAGUGUUAAAAUUUUCCAAGCAGUUUUAUUUGGAGUUACUCCUGUUUUAACCAACAACUAUUCUGAGUGGAAAACCUCAGUGCUCAGGACUCAAUCUGUAUGUUUAUCCAUAUUAUUAUCCUUUAAAAAAUGCAUAACUCAUGUCAGUGAGUGCCUGUACUGCAAUGGGUACAUCAGCAGGUUACAGUGGGUGCAUGGAGAGAUUUGGGUACAAAUAUUAAUAUUUGUGAGUUACACAACUGGAGAAUAAAAUCAUAUGCUACUAUAUAUAAUAUUGUAUGCAGUAUUAUGCAACACUUUCAGACACUAUAGAAUUUCAAACUAUAAUUUGAUUUUUUUUUCCCCCCCCUAUUUAUUUAAAGGGGCCAUACGCUGCAAAAUCAGUUUCUUUUAAACUUUUACUAAUUUCUGUGAUUGGACUUUUAUGUUGAAUGCUGUUAAAGAUCCACAAUUCUACACCUGUACGUGUCAUAAUUCUCCUGCUUUAAGCUAAUUUUUUUUCUAUGAAAAGACUUUACACUGCUGUGACAUAUGUCACAGAGGGUGUAGCAAAAGGUUCUUUUGCAUUUUACGCAACGUGCAGGAAAACAGGUUAAAGCUUUUGUAUUGCCUUGUUGCUACACAAUAUUUUUGGCUACAAACUUAUUUUAGGUUUUUAAGACACCCAAUGAACUAUAUUUCUUUCCUGAAAUGGCAAUUAUAUGAUAAUAUGAUCUAUUUAAAGAAAGUCAGUAUUAAGUUACAAACCUCACAUACACACACACACAUAUAUAUAUAUAUAUAUAUAUAUAUAUAUAUAUACACACACACACACACUUUUUGUUGUUGUAGGUGUACUGUGGGGUAUAUGACACUAGAAAUAUGGUUUCCAAUGAUUACUCACUAUAAAACAUUGUAAAAAAAACAAAACAAAAAAAAAAACUGACAAAACAAUGAAUGCAUAACACUUGUUUUAAUGAAUUACAGACAAUCUGAAACAAACUGUAUUUUUAAAGCUGAAAAAUGUUAACAUAAGUUACAUAUGUAUAGUUUUCUUAAGAUUUAGCAGCUUUUUGUUAUUUAUUAAAAAAAAAAAAACUUAAGGCACUUUUUUGCACAGUGCUGCUGUAUGUGGGGUAUAUUGUGUCCUGUGUUUCACAACAAAAACAUAAUAACUGUUAUUACAAGCCAGCACACACCUCAGGUAUUUUCCCACCACAUUGUGUCACUGUGAACACCAACUGUUUUGGCAGUACACACCCUGCAGUCACAACACUGCAUAAGUUGUAAAAAUGACUAAAUUGGUGGUAUAAUAGCUGAAAUGCAGACUGGUGCUU